UUGCAUUUACAUUGAUCCGCCAAAAAAACAAACAGGGUACUGCAAGAAAAAAUGAAAGAGCACGAGAAGCAAGGGCACGAGGGCAAAUCCUGACUGAAAAGUUUAUAUUAUAGAUUAAAGUUCUUUGACUUUGUGUUCCUCUAAUAAAAAUUGAAGCUGAUUUAAUCUUAUUUUUUUAUUCAUGCCCUCGGAAUGGCCCUGUCGGUUUCCACAGGAAUACGGAUUCAAACAAAACGCUAAACGACAAGCAUCGAAGCAAGCAGUCGUCCGACACUGUGCUAUGUUGCGUACCUAAGGACGAAGUAAGAACCAUUCCAUCGGCCUCGACAUGUGAUGUGGAGGAUACGAACUUGGACACGAAAAGUUCCAGCUAACCUCGCCAGUCGCCACUCCAUUUUCCAAAACUCGGUCCCCAAGAAUGCGCACUCAUCGAUCACCACCCUUACUUUAACCAUAACCACGCUCUUUUCCGCUAAUUAAACUCACGUAAUAGUUAAACAUCUAUAAUUUUAUUGGCUUUGCGACUUUCCCAUUUUAUCAUAUCUUCGUCUGCCGUCUGAAAAGUUGAGAACUUGGAAAGAGAAAACAAGAAAGAGAUUGAGCUCAACCCCAGCCGCUUGAGCUAGGCACACACUGUCUCGGUGACGCAUAAAGCCAGACGGCCCCAGCGAUUUCCGCCGGGAUCUCUUUAUUUGGGCUUUUUUUCCGGUUCAAGUUUUGUGGAUGAUUUGUUCGUCAAUUUGACGGUUAGAUCACAGGUCAUUUGCCGGCGAGAGUUUUCUGGUGGGUAUGAUGUGGGUCUGACUUUCGUUUUGUUUUCUGAGCCGAGAAAGCUUUAUUUUAAGGUAUUGGCCUAUUGGGUUUAAUCAUUGAGUUCUUUGGUUAAUGUGAAUUUUGGUCAGACACCCAUAAGAGCUGUUAGGUGGUGGGUUAAUGAGAUAAAGGUGAGGGGAAAAAAUUUCAGAUUGACUGGUAGAUGUAGAGAGGGAGAGCCAGAGAGAAGCUGAGAUAGAGGAGAAACCCUAAGGAAAAAAAGGGAAGAAUUAGAACUUCAUUCCCAAAAGGUUGCUUUGCAACUCUGAGGUAAAUCCCUAAGAUUUUCCCUCUUUGUCCGCUAGAUUGAUUUCGUAGCAACCCAGAGAAAUUUUCGGUCCCCAUGCCAGUUGAUUUGGAUAAUUCUUCAACAGCUUCAGGGGAAGCUAGCGUCUCUUCCUCUGGCAAUCAGACUGCUCCUCCAAAGUCCACUGCUAAGAAGAAGAGAAAUCUUCCUGGAAUGCCAGAUCCAGACGCGGAGGUGAUUGCACUGUCUCCGAAAACCCUUUUAGCGACGAACCGAUUCGUGUGCGAAAUCUGCAACAAAGGAUUUCAAAGGGAUCAGAAUCUUCAACUACAUCGACGGGGCCAUAAUCUGCCAUGGAAGCUGAGGCAGAGGUCCAGCAAGGAGGUGAGGAAAAGAGUCUAUGUCUGUCCCGAGCCAACCUGCGUUCAUCAUGAUCCCUCCAGAGCUUUGGGUGAUCUCACCGGAAUAAAGAAGCAUUUCUGUAGAAAACAUGGUGAAAAGAAGUGGAAAUGUGACAAGUGUUCAAAGAAAUAUGCGGUUCAGUCAGAUUGGAAGGCUCACUCGAAAAUUUGUGGCACCAGAGAGUACAAAUGCGAUUGUGGGACUUUGUUUUCAAGGAGGGAUAGCUUCAUCACACACAGGGCAUUCUGUGAUGCGUUGGCAGAGGAGAGCGCAAGAAAUCAGACUCAGCCUCAGACUCAAACCCAGACGCAAGCUCCUGAGAAGCCUAAUUCAGAGUCAGACCCAAAAAUGAUGAGCGGCGAUUCAUCCCCUACAGUUCCUGCGCCGGCGCCGGCGCCACCGCCACCGCCGCCUCCCCCACCACCUACAUCCCCGCCUCCUGCUCCUCAGUCGAAUAGUGCCAUCCCAUCUACCUUGCGGACGAAAAAUCCAGAGAUGCCAGAAAAUCAUUCACAGAUCAUAGAGGAACCACAGGCCACUACUGCACUAAAUGGUAGCUGUAGCAGCAGUACUAGCUCAACCAGCAAUGGCGGCACCAGCAGUACUGUAUUUGCAAGUUUGUUUGCUUCCUCCACUGCAUCCGGAAGCAUGCAACCUCCUCAACCUCAAGCUCCUCCUGCAUUUACUGACCUAAUACGGGCCGUGGCUCGCCCAGAUCGUCCUGCAGAGCUCUCAGGGCCUUCAUCUUCAGAACCCAUUUCUCUCUGCCUCUCCACUAGCAAUGGGUCGUCAAUCUUUGGAACAGGAGGGCAAGAACGUCGCCAGUAUGCCCCACCACCACAGCCAACUAUGUCCGCCACUGCCCUACUACAGAAAGCCGCCCAAAUGGGUGCGGCAGCAACAAAUGCUUCAUUGCUUCGCGGGUUGGGUAUAGUGUCAUCGUCCUCGCCGCCUUCAUCAUUAAGCUUGCAAGAUAACGUGCCAUGGGGUCAGAGGCAAGUAGAGCCAGAGAAUGCCUCUGUUCACGCAGGGCUUGGGCUUGGACUCCCAUGUGAUGGUGGAUCUGGACUGAAGGAGUUGAUGAUGGGAACGCCCUCCAUGUUCGGUCCAAAGCACACGACCCUAGACUUUCUGGGAUUGGGGAUGGCUGCUGGUGGUGGCACCCCUACCGGUGGCUUGUCAGCACUCAUCACUUCUAUUGGCGGUGGUCUGGAUGUGUCUGCCACAGCAAGACCCUUUGGUGGCGGAGAGAUUUCAGGUAAAGAUAUUGGGAGGAGCUCGUGACAUUUUCUGUUUGUAAUCUUCCUACAAUCUGGGGUAAAGAUAAGAUGUGAUGUGAUAUGCCCCAAAAGCUGGAAAGGACUGUGUUCAUAGUAAAUGAAAACGGCCAGAUUACUAAGUACGGUGGAUUGCGGAUUUGUGCAAGCUUAUAUAAAAACCCGAUUGUGUUUAAGUGUUUUUGCAACAAUAGGGCAUCUCUGAUGAUCAGGUCUACUCCAUAUGUAUGAUGGGCAUCUGCAAUUUUGGUCAUUUUGUGAAUGCCAAUAAUGAAUCAUUUGGUACAUAGCUGUAGCUUUGUAGGCAUAAAAUCAGGAAACUUUGAUGAUGUUAGUUUCCGCCAAGUGUUGAUUAUUGUUGUCACAAGGUGGAUUUGGACGUAUGCCCAUUGGCGGUAAGUGUUUUAAUAAUUAUUUUGCUGGAGAAUGCGCCCUGUCAUCAUCUAGUGUGAUAGAGACUUUGUAUAGCAUUGAGCUUCUGUUGCCUUUUUUUCCUAUUUCAAUUUUCCCAGGGAAAGAGAAAAAGAAAGGCAAGACUGAUGUGAGCUUUCUCCCUUCUCUGCAUGUUUUGCUUCAUCAUCAAUAAAGCUGUUAAAAUGUUAAUGGAGUC
Neltuma alba is the source of this 3349-nucleotide messenger RNA. RefSeq names its product zinc finger protein GAI-ASSOCIATED FACTOR 1. Bases 1157 to 2746 code for a protein of 529 amino acids. Gene Ontology annotation, cellular component: nucleus. Lineage: Eukaryota; Viridiplantae; Streptophyta; Magnoliopsida; Fabales; Fabaceae. Gene Ontology annotation, molecular function: DNA-binding transcription factor activity. The transcript has 4 exons. The record is from RefSeq and is a predicted model, not a curated record.